Molecule: messenger RNA, 2190 nt
Organism: Gossypium raimondii (Peruvian cotton)
Lineage: Eukaryota; Viridiplantae; Streptophyta; Magnoliopsida; Malvales; Malvaceae
Product: pentatricopeptide repeat-containing protein At1g80270, mitochondrial
Exons: 3
Coding region: 133-2007 (624 amino acids)
Cellular component (GO): mitochondrion
Molecular function (GO): protein binding
Source: RefSeq, a predicted model, not a curated record
CAACGCUAACCGAAAAUUUCGGCCUUGGGUUUUUAGGGUUUAAGGCUGGCAAGUCCUGGCUGCUGAGGGUUUUGGGGGUUUCUAAGACUGAAGAGUGUUUGCUUUCGGCAUUUUCUGCUUCGUAUAUUCAUCAUGUGGGCACUACGCCGAGUUCCUAAGCCGCUCAGAGAUACAAGUAUCAGAACUGGAGCUUCUUUUUCUGCUUCUGCUAGAUUACAAACUUCAAAUACUUUCAUUGAAAAAAAUGCUAUUUUUUCUGGUUCUUCUCAACUGGUUUCUGAUACAUGUCCAACUUUAUUGAGAUUUUACCGAUCAACACAUGCUUCCUCUAAUUUCUCUGUUUGGAGAUGUGGCCUUUCUUCCCAAGCUGGUGCUGAAAGCAGUGGGGAGGAAGAUGACUUGGAAGAUGGUUUUUCUGAACUUGAAACAGCUGGUAAUUCUGAGAACAAAAGAGAUCAUAUUGCUAAGGAUGCAACUGAAGAUGGACUGGAUUCUGAUCAAGAAUUUUCUGUUGAUGUCGAAGAAACUGCCUCAAAUGAGCUAGAAUUGUUUGGGGCUGAGACUGAUGUCAGUGAUAAAAAGUCAUCUGGAAGGAGGACUACCUCAGGAUUAUUCAAAGCUCUUAUCUCUGCUCCAGGUCUUUCUACUCAUAAGGUUCUUGAUAAGUGGCUUGAGGAAGGAAAAAGUCUAAGCAGAGCUGAGAUUUCAUCAGCAACGCUUAAUCUUCGCAAGCGCCGAAUGUAUGGGAGGGCAUUGCAGCUCUCUGAGUGGCUGGAGAUGAAGCAGCAGCUUGAAUUUAAUGAGAAAGAUUAUGCUUCUCGUCUUGAUUUGAUUGCCAAAAUACGAGGUCUCCAGAAGGCAGAAGACUACAUUCAGACUAUCCCAAAAUCUUUCAGAGGAGAGAUAAUCUACAGAACCCUGCUGGCUAACUGUGUUGUAUCUAACAAUCUGAAGAAAGCAGAAGAGGUCUUCAACAAAAUGAAGGACCUAGAAUUCCCAAGUACUGCUUUUGCUUGCAACCAGCUGUUGCUCCUCUAUAAGAGGCUUGACAAGAAAAAAAUAGCUGAUGUGCUGUUGUUAAUGGAGAAAGAAAAUGUCAAACCUACGCUCUUUACUUACAGAAUCUUAAUUGACACGAAAGGUUUAUGUAAUGACAUAUCUGGGAUGGAGCAAAUUGUUGAGACAAUGAAGGCUGAAGGUAUUGAACCAGACAUCCAGAUACAAUCUGUCCUGGCUAAGCACUAUGCCUCAGCAGGCCUAAUGGAAAAAGCUGAGGAAGUUCUGAAGGCAAUGGAAGGGGACAACAUAAAAGAGAAUCGUUGGGUUUACAGGUUUUUGCUUCCUCUGUAUGCUGGUCUUGGAAAGGCUGAUGAAGUAGAAAGAAUUUGGAAGAUCUGUGAUUCAAAACCCCGCUUUGAAGAGUUUCUGGCUGGUAUUGAAGCCUGGGGAAAGUUAGGUAAAAUUGAAAAAUCAGAGGAAAUUUUCGAAAGGCUGUUAAAAACAUCAAAAAAGCUUCCUGCAAGGUAUUAUACCCAUCUCUUGAAGGUAUACUCAAACCAUAAGAUGCUGGAAAAAGGGAAGGAUCUUGUUAAGCGAAUGGCUGGUAAUGGGUGCCAGAUUGGCCCAUUCACUUGGGAUGCUCUUGUGAAGCUUCAUGUGGAAGCAGGGGAUGUGGAAAAGGCUGACUCAAUCUUGCAGAAGGCAUGCCAGCAAAAUGAAAUUAAGCCCAUGUUUACUACUUUCAUGGUUGUGAUGGAGCAGUAUGCUAGGAGGGGUGAUAUCCAUAACGCAGAAAAAAUGUUACAUAGAAUGAGACAGGCCGGAUAUGUAGCUCGAGUUAGUCAAUUCCAAACUCUAGUCAGAGCGUAUAUAAAUGCCAAAGCUCCAGCUUAUGGGAUCAGGGAGAGAAUGAAAGCAGAUAACAUAUUCCCUAAUAAGUCCUUAGCUGCUCUGUUGCCUCAAGUUGAUGCAUUCAGGAGGACUUCAGUGUCUGAUUUGCUCGACUAAGGAUUUCAAUGGUUACUUCAGGUAUCCAUUUUAAUGGCAACCUCUAUUUCUAUGCACAGUUCUUAUAUGUUUCAUGUGGUCAAAUAUUGGUUGUCUACUUCUAGACAUUCUGUUCUGUUCAAACUUCAAACCGUACUAAGCUUUUGAGAAAUAUGUUAUUAAAUUUUCUUUUAUUUGUGCUCA